GCUCGUACGCGAAACAUUUGGGGUGGCAGUUUUUAACUGCAAUUCAGUCCAAAAUCCAUUAAAUUAGCCUCUUUCAACGCAACGCUCCAUUGCAAUGUGCUUUGGUAAUGCUCUGCAUCGUUAUUUAGUGUUAAUACGACUUCGCACGCAUCGCAAGUGAUCGUUACAAUCAGACUGGCCAGCAGCAAGAAGCAGCAUUGAUUAGCCACAACAGGGAAUAAAAAAAAAAACGCGACAACGUUCCACAUUAUCGGUUUGCAAAACUUUCUCUCGAGUCCGGUGGUAGCUUAAUGUAAACGUUGCAUCGGUCGUUCGUUGGAAGCAGUCGUCAUGGUCAAGCCAUAGCUGCAUUUGUGUACCACCGAUGUACAGAAUUGCCACAUAAUUGGUAUCUGCAGGACUAUCCACGUCCUGUGCAACGGAAAACCCGGAAAUCGACGCAUGUAGAUAUAGGUGAAAGGUUCAUCGUGUGACCUCAAAAGUGCAUUAGUUAGUUGUGUAAGAAGAGCCAGAGGAUUGUUUUACCAUCGUGUGGGGAAGAGAAAAACUGCUUCGGAGUUGUCACUAAUUCGGCUUGUUUGGGAUGAGCGUGCGGAAAAUUAAACCUCGCAGGAAGAUUGUGGCCCGGUUGUAGAAAUUCUAGGAUCUGUUUAUUAUCGACCGUAGUGACGAUCAUUGUCCGUAGUGACUGACGGACUCAAUCCAAAAAACCAACCAAAAUGAUGCAAAAGAAUUCAACCUUCGAAGACAAAUGGCCCAGUAUGCGGCCCGUUGUACUGAGCCUACUAAAACAAGAGCGCGUCACACCAUCAGAAUGGCAGGAGCUGUUUUUUGCCGUGCAUCUCGUCUGCCUGUGGGACGAUAAGGGUCCGCUGAAGAUACACGAGAGCCUACAGCAAGAUAUAGUGGCGUACAUCAAGCAGGCGCAAUGCCGCGUUCUGGCACAGCGCGAAGAGCAAGCCCUGCUGAAAGCGUACAUUGUAGAGUGGCGUAAAUUCUUCACGCAAAGCAAUUACCUGCCGUUGCCGUUUGCGAAGCUGGAAAGUUGCCUUCAAAGUAAGGGCAGUGCUUCCUCGGUUUCGUCUUCCGGGGCUGGUGCAUCGUCUUCCUCCUCGUCGUCGGCAACGGCAACCGGGGCUGGUACGAGCCAUAAUUCCGCUGCUUGCGCAUCGGCCAGCACAAGCAGCAGCAGUAGCAGUAGUUCCUCAAAGAAGCCGAACCACGCAGAAGACUCGAUCGUGCGCAAGCUGAUGCUGGACUCGUGGAAUCAGAGCAUUUUCAUGAACAUUAAGCACCGAUUACAGGAGUCCGCCAUGAAGCUGGUACACGCUGAACGCAAUGGUGAAGCGUUCGAUUCGCAACUUGUGAUUGGUGUGCGCGAAAGCUACGUCAAUCUGUGCUCCAACACGGAGGAUAAGCUGGAGAUUUACAGGGAGAACUUUGAGGCGGCCUAUCUACACGCUACCUCCUCGUUCUACCGACUAAAAGCAAGCGAACAGCUUCAAACGAACGGUGUGAAAAGCUUCAUGGAGUAUGCGGAUGCGAAGCUACGCGAGGAGGAAGCCCGAGGCGAACGAUACCUCGAACCGGGCAGCAUAACCGCCCUCGGUCAGUGCUGCGUUACGGUGCUAAUAGGCGACCAUCUCCCUACGCUGCUGGCUGAGUGUGCACCGCUGAUCGAGGCACGAGAAACGCAACGUUUGCAGCUGAUGUUUCGUUUGCUGGAUCGUGUAGCUGGCGGGGUGGAUCCGAUGCUACGCGAUCUGGAAAAUCACAUCGUACAGGCCGGGCUGGCCGAUAUGGUGGCGGCCGCCGACAUCAUUACGCAGGAUUCGGAAAAGUACGUCGAGCGGUUGCUGAAGCUGUUCCGCCGAUUUAGCGAUCUGGUGAAGGAAGCGUUCAAUGACGAUCCGCGGUUCCUGACGGCCCGCGACAAAGCGUUCAAAACGGUCGUGAAUGACAUAACACUGUUUAAGCUGGAGCUGCCCACCUCGAACACGGCAAUGGCCCGUGGGAUAAAGAUAUCGACGCCCGAGUCCAAGUGUCCCGAGCUGCUGGCCAACUACUGUGAUAUGCUGCUGCGGCGAACGCCGUUCAGCAAGCGGCUGACCACCGAAGAGAUAGAAUCUCGUCUCAAGGACGUUUUGCUGGUGCUCAAAUAUGUAAGCAAUAAGGAUGUCUUUAUGCGGUACCAUAAGGCUCACCUAACGCGCAGACUCAUCCUGGAUUCUAGCGCCGAUAGCGAAAAAGAGGAAGAUAUGGUGGAAUGGUUAAGAGAAGUCGGAAUGCCCGCGGACUACGUGAAUAAGUUGGCUCGAAUGUUUCAGGAUAUUAAGGUUAGUGAAGACUUGAAUACUCAGUUCCGUUCGCAAACGACGCGCCAUGAUGCGAUUAACAUUAAGAUCCUUAAUGCCGGUGCCUGGGCUCGGGGUUCCGAGCGUGUUUCGGUCAGUUUGCCGCUCGAACUCGAAGACUACAUUCCGGAGGUGGAGGAAUUUUACAAGAAGAAGCAUUCGGGUCGCAAGCUCCAAUGGUACCAUCAUAUGAGCAACGGUACGAUCACGUUCGCCAACAACACGGGUCGGUUCGAUCUGGACGUGACCACAUUCCAGAUGGCGGUACUGUUCGCGUGGAACCAGCGCCCGAACGAGAAGGUUUCGUACGAAAACUUGCGCCUCGCGACCGAGCUACCCGAUCCGGAGCUGCGACGUACGCUCUGGUCAUUGGUAGCCUUCCCGAAGCUGAAGCGUCAGCUGCUGGUGUACGAGCCGACCAUAAGCAAUCCAAAGGAUUUCAGCGAAAACACCCUGUUCUGGGUGAAUCAGGAGUUUGCAAUCAUCAAGAACGGCAAACCGCAACGUCGUGGUAAGGUCAAUCUGGUGGGCCGAUUGCAGCUCAGCACGGAGCGGUCCCAGCAGGAGGACAAUCAGUCGAUAGUGCAGCUGCGAAUAUUGCGCACGCAGGAGGCAAUUAUCAAGAUUAUGAAAAUGCGCAAACGAUUGAGCAAUGCUGCGCUACAGGCCGAACUGGUUGAUAUACUUAAAAACAUGUUUCUGCCAUCGAAAAAAAUGAUUAAGGAGCAACUUGAGUGGCUAAUAGAGCAUAAAUACAUGCGGAGAGAUGACGACGAUAUAAAUACCUUCAUUUACAUGGCGUAAGCAGGCAGUAGGUGGGAAACAGAAAGGUGCAAACGAUCCCAAGUCCUUCCCAGGAACAUGACUUGCACGGUCGAAAUCAGCCGACUGCAACACGAAUGCUAGUAUGUAAAGACGAAGUGUAAGGUAGCAGCAGAUAUGGCAGCUUUGCCGGUAUAGCAUUUGCAAUUUCAUUUAAAGACGGACUCAGACGUACAGGAUAAUAGCUUCUUCAACAUAUAGACCUGGAACUCAUCGUUGGGUGGAAAACCUUUUACAAGCGAAAACAAUUUGUUGAUUUAUUUCUUAUCAGAUGUACUCACCCAACUGAGCAGGGGUGAGCUAAACGGGCAGACGAAUAUCGUAUUUGGCACUGAACAUUCUACCUGAUGUGCUGAACAAUUAGUAAUAAACAAAUAGCAUCGGGUUGUAAUCUUA
Molecule: messenger RNA, 3572 nt
Organism: Anopheles moucheti
Lineage: Eukaryota; Metazoa; Arthropoda; Insecta; Diptera; Culicidae
Gene: Cul5
Product: cullin-5
Exons: 5
Coding region: 720-3158 (812 amino acids)
Biological process (GO): SCF-dependent proteasomal ubiquitin-dependent protein catabolic process; protein ubiquitination
Cellular component (GO): Cul5-RING ubiquitin ligase complex; SCF ubiquitin ligase complex
Molecular function (GO): ubiquitin protein ligase binding
Source: RefSeq, a predicted model, not a curated record